AUGGCCACACGGAUCCUGCUGCUGAGCCUCCUCUGGGCAUGGACAUGGGCCGAGCCGGCCAACUAUCAGAGCGACGGUCAGAUGUGGGCAUCGCCGCUGGCCACGCUGGACAUUGGCUCGUCGAGAUGCCCUCGCCCGUGCACGUGCAGCGGCGAGACGGUGGACUGCUCCCACAGGGGACUGUCUCAAGUGCCACGAAAGCUCCCCAUCGACACCGAGAGACUUGACCUGCAAGGGAACAACAUCACCGUCAUCUAUGAGUCGGACUUGCAGCAUUUGCCGAGACUCAGGAUUCUUCAAUUGACGGAUAAUCAAAUUCAUACAAUUGAAAAGAAUGCACUGCAGGACUUGAGCAGAUUGGAGAGAUUACGACUCAACAACAAUAAGCUGAAAACAAUACCAGACAACUUUUUGGGGAGCACAGCUAAUCUUCUUAGACUAGAUUUGUCUCACAAUUCACUGACAACAGUCGGACGCCGGAUAUUUCGGGGCGCCUCGUCCCUGCGGAGUCUGCAUCUGGACAGCAAUGAGAUCACUUGUCUGGACGAGCAGGCGUUCAAGGGGCUCACAGAAUUGGAGAUACUAACACUCAACAAUAACAACUUGACAACACUGCCGAAAGAUUUAUUUAGCGGCAUGUCGCGAUUACGUGCUCUUCGUCUGUCCGACAAUCCAUUUGCCUGCGAUUGUCAUCUGUCUUGGUUCUCGAGAUUCCUGAGGAGUGCCUCACGUCUUGCAGCGCACACCAAGUGCCAUUCACCGGGCCAAUUGAAGGGACAAAACGUGGGUGACCUGCACGAUUCGGAGUUCAAAUGCUCAGGUCUGGCGGAGAAUGCACAAAUGGAGUGCGGAGCACGGAGUUCGUGUCCUCAUCCUUGUCGCUGUGCUGAUGGCAUUGUGGAUUGUCGGGAGAAAAGUCUAUCCAGCGUGCCGACUUCACUUCCUGAAGAUACCACUGAACUACGCUUGGAGCAGAAUUAUAUCACAGAAUUGCCACCGAGAGCAUUUGCAAAUUAUCGCCGUCUGAGGAGAAUCGAUGUGUCUAACAACAACAUAUCCCGUGUUGCUCAUGAUGCCUUCACUGGGUUGAAAGCACUCGCCUCACUCAUUCUGUACGGGAAUAAAAUCAAAGAUCUGCCCAGUGGUGUCUUCAAGGGUCUCACAUCCCUGCAGCUGCUGCUCCUCAAUGCCAAUGAAAUCAAUUGUAUACGAAAGGACACUUUUAGAGAUUUGCACAGUUUGAGCUUGCUGUCUCUCUACGACAACAACAUACAAUCGCUGGCAAAUGGCACUUUUGAUUCCAUGAAGAGCAUUCAGACGCUUCAUUUGGCGAAGAACCCAUUUAUAUGCGAUUGCAAUUUGCGGUGGUUGGCCGAUUAUCUGCAUAGGAAUCCCAUUGAGACAAGUGGAGCCCGCUGUGAAUCCCCGAAGCGAAUGCAUCGGCGCAGAAUUGAUGUGUUGCGAGAUGAUAAGUUCAAAUGCACUGGUGCUGAUGACUACAAGACACGCCACGCGGGCGAGUGUCGGAUUGACGUGGAGUGUCCGGCGGCGUGUCACUGCGAGAGGACAACAGUGGAUUGCUCCGCCAGGGGACUCAAGGAGAUCCCACGUGACAUUCCUCUGCACACCACCGAAUUGCUGCUGAACGACAAUGACUUGGGCAGGAUAAGGUCUGAUGGGCUGUUCGGACGAUUGCCGAAUCUCGUGAAGUUGGACUUGAGGCGGAAUAAGAUAACGGGCAUCGAGAGAAACUCCUUCGAGGGGGCGUCAAAGAUUCAGGAUCUCGUGCUGGCGGAGAAUAAAAUCCCGGAGAUACACAAUAAAAUGUUCCUCGGUCUGCACAACCUCAAGUCACUCUCCCUUUACGAUAAUUUGAUAUCGUGCGUCAUGCCCGGCUCAUUUGACUACCUAACAUCGCUGCACACUCUAAACUUGGGAUCAAAUCCAUUCAAUUGCAACUGCCACUUGGCAUGGUUCUCAGACUGGCUGAAGAAGCGCGGCUUGUCAGGGGCCAAUCCUCGAUGUUCCGCCCCACCGAAGGUGGUGGAUGUGCCCCUGCGAGAGCUGCCCCAUCACGAGUUCAAGUGCUUGAGUGACGCCGACCAGGGAUGUCUGGGCGAGGACUACUGUCCGCCUCAAUGCUCCUGCACGGGCACAGUGGUGCGGUGCUCGCGGAAUAAACUCAAGGAGAUCCCCAAGGGUAUCCCAGCGGAGACAUCUGAGCUGUACCUGGAGUCAAAUGACAUCACCAUGAUUCAUCCGGACAGAAUAAGUCACCUGAAGAGUCUGACGCGCCUGGACUUGAGCAACAAUCAAAUAAACAUGCUGUCCAACUACACAUUCACCAAUCUCUCAAAGUUAUCAACACUAAUCAUUAGUUACAAUAAAUUGCAAUGUGUACAGCGACAUGCGCUCACUGGACUGAAGAAUCUCCGUGUUCUGUCCCUCCAUGGCAAUCAAAUCUCCCAGAUUCCGGACGGCAGUUUCAGCGAUCUCACAGCAAUAACUCACAUUGCUCUGGGCAGCAAUCCUCUAUACUGUGACUGCUCGCUGAAGUGGCUGUCGGAGUGGGUGAAGCUGGACUAUGUGGAGCCGGGCAUCGCGCGAUGUGCUGAGCCCGAGACAAUGCGUGACAAAUUGCUCUUGUCCACGCCGGCGAGCUACUUUGUAUGUCGCAGUCGUGUCAGCAAUGAAAUCCUGUCCAAAUGCGACGCAUGCUACACAUUUCCCUGCCAGAAUGACGCCGAGUGUCGUGCCCUUCCGGAGAGGCAGUACGAGUGCCGCUGCACACCUGGUUACCAUGGAGAGCACUGUGAGUACAUGAUUGACGCAUGCUAUGGGAAUCCCUGUCGGCACGAUUCCACGUGUUCGGUGCUGGAGGAGGGCAGAUUCAGCUGCCAAUGCCUGCCCGGAUAUUCAGGAGCACGCUGUGAGAUCAACAUUGACGACUGUGCAGAGAAUAAGUGUCAGAACAAUGGCACGUGCAUCGAUGGCGUCGAAGGGUACACGUGCUCCUGUCCGGCAGGCUUCACGGGUGAACUGUGCGAGGUGAAGAUUCCCUUCUGCACGGACUUCAAUCCCUGCCUGAAUGGCGCCAAGUGCAUGGAUCACUUCACUCACUACUCCUGCGAAUGCCUCCCCGGCUUCCGCGGUGAGAAUUGCUCUGAGAACAUCGACGAUUGCCAGAAUCACCUGUGCCAGAACGGCGGAGAGUGUGUCGACGGCAUCAAUGACUACGUGUGCAAAUGCCCAGAGGAUUUCACGGGGAAAUUCUGCGAGGGAGCACCAAUGGUGGCGAUGAUGUAUCCCCAGACGUCGCCUUGUCAGCAGCACGAGUGCAAGCACGGCGUGUGCUUCCAGCCGAGCCCCUCGAGCGCCGACUACGUGUGCAAAUGCGCUCCCGGAUACUCAGGGAAGCGCUGUGAAUACCUCACGAGCCUGUCAUUCGUGCACAACAACUCCUUCGUGGAAAUGGAGCCUCUGCGCACGAAGCCAGAGGCGAAUGUGACCAUCGUCUUCAGCACCACGCAGCAGAAUGGCAUUCUCAUGUACGAUGGCCACAUGGAACACCUGGCCGUUGAGCUGUUCAACGGACGCAUCCGCGUGAGCUAUGAUGUGGGAAAUUACCCAGUGUCCACGAUGUACAGCUUCGAGAUGGUCUCCGACGGACGGUAUCACAUGGUGGAGUUGCUGGCCAUCAAGAAGAACUUCACGCUGCGCGUGAAUCGCGGUCUGGCCAGAUCUAUCAUCAAUGAGGGCGCCAAGGACUUCCUGAAGCUCUCCGCACCGAUGUUCCUCGGCGGCUUGCCACAAGAGCCCGGCCAACAUGCCUUCAGUCACUGGCAUCUGCGCAACAUCACCAGCUUCAAGGGCUGCAUGAAGGAAGUGUGGAUUAACCACAAGCAAGUGGACUUUGGCAAUGCCGCUCGACAGCAGAAAGUCACGCCAGGAUGUGCUCUCCUUGAUCCAGAGUACGAAGGCGAAGUGGAUGACGUGAUGCAAGAGACGCCGCAAAUCCUCAAACAGGUGGAUCCGUGUGAGAAUCACAAAUGUCGAAGGGGCGGAAAGUGCGUGCCGAACAGCAGUGCCAAGGAUGGCUACACGUGCAAGUGCAAGGGCGGCGCGAAGGGGCGCUUCUGCGAGCAAGUGGCUUCCACGUGCCGGAAGGAGCAAGUGCUGGAGUACUAUACUGAGAACGAUUGUCGCUCCAGACAACCACUCAAGUAUGCCAAAUGCGUGGGCGGAUGUGGGAAUCAGUGCUGUGCAGCCAAGAUCGUGCGAAGAAGAAAGGUUCGCAUGGUGUGCAGCAAUGGCGUGAAGUAUGUGAAGAAUCUCGACAUUGUGAGGAAGUGCGGAUGUACGAAGAAAUGCUACUGACUGCAAGAUGCGG
Molecule: messenger RNA, 4390 nt
Organism: Phlebotomus argentipes
Lineage: Eukaryota; Metazoa; Arthropoda; Insecta; Diptera; Psychodidae
Gene: sli
Product: protein slit
Exons: 18
Coding region: 1-4377 (1458 amino acids)
Biological process (GO): negative chemotaxis; axon guidance
Molecular function (GO): heparin binding; calcium ion binding; Roundabout binding
Source: RefSeq, a predicted model, not a curated record